UGUCAAUGCCAUGUUUAUAUGAAAAAUAUCUUUGAAAAUUCUAAAUUAUGUUGCGGAAUUCUCUUAUUUAACCAAGUAUUUCAAUCAAUUUAAUAAUUUUUAAUACCUGAGAUUCUGCACCUUCUAAGUCAUAAUUUUUGUCUACUUAUUAAUUUCAAAGAACUCUUUCACUGCAUCAGGAAACAAAUGUAAAUAAGUUACAUAAGAGUAAAAUUAAUUAUUAUGUCUUCGAGGUAUAGGAUUCUCUGGAAUACCUUAUCCAGAAUUAAAUUUGAUAAGAGGCUUAUUCAGAAGUGUAAUGUACUAUUCCCUAAAGCAUUACCCAAGCCAGCUGCAAUACCAUGUACUGUUGGCUUUUCUCUGUUCACAUGGCUAGGGUUUCAACCCAAACUCAGUGCUGAAGAUGAGCUAAUCCAGACUAUAAAACACUGUGUACUUUUUAUUCAAAGAUUGCAAUACGAAAAAGCUGAACAGUUACUUCACAUUGCAUUAAGGCAGGCCCAACAGAUUCACCAUGAAAUGGGCAUAACAUACAUCUAUGAUGUCAUGGCUAACUUGGCAUUAGAAAGGGAACAACUAGACAAAGCCAAGCAGCUCUUUGUUGCAGUAACACAAAGGAUAAUGGCAAACGGAGCUACAGAAGACGAUCCUAGAGUAGUACAUCUCAGUAUCAAACUGGCCAGAAUCAGCCAUUUGAAAAAAGAAUACUCAACAGCUCAACUAGGUUAUGAUUGGUGCUUAGAAAAGUUGCGGAAAGCUAUGGGUACAAAUCCUAGUGAAGAUACUAGAAAAAUGCUUGCAAUAGCAGAGGAUUGGUGUGGACGAUUAUAUGUGGAUUGCAAUAAACUGGAGGAAGGCUUGAAGUUGAUGGUUAAUUCACUAGAUCUUAUGCAGUCUGUGGGUGAUGUGGGCCAGGAGCAUAUUGUGGUCCAGUUGAAUGAUAUUGGCACAGUUUGUGUCCAGUUAGGCAAGACAGAUGAAAGCAUUGCUUAUUUUAAACAAGCUAUAGAAGUAGGAAAGCAGCUGCCUGAGAUGGAAGAGUUAGGAACAAUGUAUGUUAAUUUAGGGAGGGCUUAUUUGAAGAAGCAAAUGGUAGAGGAAGCCAGGAAGAGUUGUGGAUAUGGGUGGAAACUGGGGGCACAAGCUAAUAAUAAAGAUAUCAAAGAUGAGGCCGAGGAUUGUAUCAAAGAAGUAAAGGGUAUGAAUGGUAUGAUGAGGUAGAAUAAGUUGUAUUAUUCUUUAACUACUUCAUUGUUGAUUAAUUUGUACAGUUAUUGUACAAAAAUAAACAAAAACCCUGAAUUGGAUUACUUAAUUGCAUUUACAACCCUCAGAAAGAAGUUACUGAAUAAGUGUUACACUACUGCUAUUUGAUAUGUGUUUCUGUAUAAAAGUGUCAGCUGCAAAUUGUAAAAAACUAAAUAUCCAGUUUCCCAGUACAUUGUAAUGCCUCUGUUGUGGCCCAGCAGUCCUACAUACUCUUUCCUUAAGAUUUUAAUUUUAACAGAUCACCUUUAAUUAUUUAUAUAUGCAUAAUUUAAUAUCCAAAAGUUUUGUAAAUACAGUAAUUAUAUAUAAAACACAAUAUUGUAAAUAUUAAAAGGUGUGAAUAAAAAACAUAAAUAUAAAGAGA
Molecule: messenger RNA, 1633 nt
Organism: Leguminivora glycinivorella
Lineage: Eukaryota; Metazoa; Arthropoda; Insecta; Lepidoptera; Tortricidae
Gene: Ttc19
Product: tetratricopeptide repeat protein 19 homolog, mitochondrial
Exons: 1
Coding region: 223-1221 (332 amino acids)
Biological process (GO): mitochondrial respiratory chain complex III assembly
Cellular component (GO): mitochondrial inner membrane
Molecular function (GO): protein binding
Source: RefSeq, a predicted model, not a curated record